Pomacea canaliculata is the source of this 5487-nucleotide messenger RNA. RefSeq names its product integrator complex subunit 6-like. The transcript has 20 exons. Gene Ontology annotation, biological process: snRNA 3'-end processing. Lineage: Eukaryota; Metazoa; Mollusca; Gastropoda; Architaenioglossa; Ampullariidae. Gene Ontology annotation, cellular component: integrator complex. The coding region runs from base 563 to 3502 and encodes 979 amino acids. The record is from RefSeq and is a predicted model, not a curated record.
AUUCUGACUUGUCUGUAAGAAUCUUCCGCCUCGCUUUUACCACUUCCCAACAACCUGGCAUAGUUCACACGCUGACUUGACGCGACUGAGCUUUACUAGUGUGUGAAACUGAAAACAGUCCAACAUCGAUCGUAGGAAUUUAGGGCUAUGCCAUCGGAAAACUCUCGUGUCUGAAACUAAGGGUUUGCGUGAGAGUAUAGCGUUACAAAAGUUAAAUGUUCUCUUGAUAAAUGAAAGUGUACGCUAUGAGAGAAACGUCUAAUACACUGCAAAAGUGGUUAACAGUAGCAAUUAACCCAAAACGGCCUUUCCUCUAUUGUUUAUACCAUGUUUGCACUACCGUACAAUGACUGGUCCCUGUACAUCACACUUGUCCAAUCAAAAUCUAAUGGCGCUCAGGUCACGUGGACAGAUUUCGUGGCGUGCAGGCUGCUGGUGGAGCAGCCACCAGUAGUGCGCCAUUGUUCGAAGGGGAGGAGAUUGUCGGAGAUUUCCACAUUAAACCGCCGUUUUUCGCGGCCGGUGGCUUCAUAUACAGACAAAUUGGUGUUUAGGUGUCAAAAUGACUAUCAUACUUUUUCUUGUUGACACUAGUGCGUCCAUGAAUCAACGCACAUAUCUGGGAACCACAUUGAUCGAUGUAGCAAAGGCUGCGGUUGAGACAUUUAUGAAGAUUAGGGCCCGCGAUCCGAAUAGCCGAUGGGACAGAUACAUGCUUCUGACAUUCGAAGAUCCUCCAGCGAAUGUGAAGGCUGGAUGGAAGGAAAGCCAUGCAACUUUUGCAACAGAACUGAAGAACCUAAAAGCUGGAGGUCUGACCACAAUGGGUCCAUCUUUAAAAAAUGCCUUUGAUCUGCUCAACCUGAAUCGGAUGCAGACUGGAAUAGACACCUAUGGACAGGGUCGCAGUCCAUUCUAUUUGGAGCCAGCUGUAAUCAUAGUCAUUUCUGAUGGAGGAGCUCUCACUACACCCAGUAGUGUGCAAAAUGAGCUCAACUUGCCUAUGAACACUGUGGUACCAGGGUCAGAACUGACUAAAGAACCAUUCAGAUGGGACCAGCGCAUAUUUGGCCUUGUUCUUCGUCUACCUGGCAGUGUACCUCCUGAUGUAACAAACUUUCCAUUCAUCCCAUCAGCAGACAAUAGUUCUAUUGACGUCAUGUGUGAGGUCACAGGAGGUCGAUCAUAUGCUGUGUACAGUCAGAAGAUGAUAAAUGCAGCAUUGGAAUCGCUUGUCCAGAAAGUGCAGAGUGGUGUGGUCAUCAGUUUUGAAAAGUUUGGGCCUGAUCCUCCUCCUCCUCCUCUGGAAGGGCUGAAAUCAGAAAAUGGAUCAGACUCAAAUGGAAAUGCAAAAGAGAAUCAGGAUGUGAACAAGCAAAUUAUAGAAGAUGUUUUGGAGGACAAGAAGUCCAUCAUACCUGUGCCUCCACAGCAACUGCAGCAUCCUUCUCAGCAGCUGAACAACAUUAAUUGGCAGUGCUGCAGACGUCUGAUAUAUGUGCCAAGGUCUGCUCAAAAAGGAUAUUCUGUCGGUCACUGGCCCAUCCCGGAGGCCUUUUGGCCUGAUAUGAGCAAUCCUACACUGCCUCCCAGAACAGCACAUCCAGUAGUGCGCUUCUCUUGUACGCCAUGUGAACCAAUGGUGAUAGAGAACCUUCCUUUUGACAAGUAUGAACUGGAGCCUUCACCUCUAACCCAGUACAUUCUGGAGAGAAGACAGCCCAAUAUUUGCUGGCAGAUAUUUGUGGCCAACAGUGCAAAGUAUGGAGACAUGGGUCACCCCUUUGGCUAUCUUAAGGCGAGCAGUGCACUGACUACUGUCAACCUUUUUGUAAUGCCUUACAACUAUCCUGUUCUUCUGCCACUGUUAGAUGAAUUGUUCAAGGUUCACAAGCUGAAACCAACUCAAACAUGGAGGCAACAGUUUGACAAGUACCUCAAGUCUAUGCCAGGAUACUAUGCAGGACCACUGAGGCGAGCAUUAGUCAGAAUGGGGGCACCAAACCUUGUCCCAGACAAUUUAGACAACUGUCUAAGCUACUCAGUCAUUACUUACCUGAAGAAACUGAAGAACCAGGCCAAAGUUGAAAUGGACCGGCUGAAUGCAUCUGUGGGGCAGAAAGUGCCUCUUAAUGAAGGAAUUAACGUGGAUUCAAGGACAAAAACAUCAGUCUUGCAAAGACGAGAUUUCUCUCAGCUGCUGGCCAGCCUAGGAGGAAAUAUCUCCAUACUGAAGCAGGAGCUAAUGACAGAUUACUCGUCAUUCCGUAUUGCUGUCCCUGACCCUUCUCUUCGACCCCAGUGCUACAGAAAUCCUUAUGACAUUCCUCGCAAGAACCUGCUGGAUCAGGUGACUCGUAUGAGGAAAAAUCUGCUGCAAACUUCGCACAUGGCACAGACAUUAAUGGAGCAGGAGGAGAGCCAUAGUGUACCAGUUCAGCAAAUGGGUAAUUACCAGGAACAGCUGAAGAAGCAGCCGCCACCACUUAGGCCUAUAGACAACCAACCCAUUCGCUUGCACACAUUUGGAAAUCCUUUCAAGGUUAACAAACAGAACAUGUUAAUGAUUGAUGAGGCUGAAGAUGCAGUUGUGUUUGGAAAUCAAUCACCUAAACGAAAAAUUGUUGAUAGCCAAACAUCACUUGGACCUGGACGUAAAAGGAAGCCUGGUCCGUUGCCAAGGAAUGUUCCAUAUCGAGUGCUGGCAUCACCAGUCCGCACCCCACCUGCAUCACCUGCUUGGUCCAUGUCUGAUGAUAAUGCAUCUGUGCUUUCAGAAGAUGAGAGCCCACUGUCAAUUGUGAUUGAUGAAGACACAGACGAAGAAGGCUCUGAAUGUGGUGAGUUCAGCAGUGAUUCUGAAUCCCCAUCAUCGCCAGCACCAACAGCAGCAACACUAGCUCCAGAACUUGCACCCAAACCAGCAGCAACAGUGCCAUCACCAGCAGCAACAAGUACACAGUUGCCAUCUGUGAUAGCCAGUAAUCAUGUGACUACACCUGUGUCUAAUCACGUCAUCUCCAACCACAACCACAUCAGCAGGAGUGGGGAUGAGAGUGACCAGGAGCUGCGUUCACAUGUCAUGUCCAACAACAUUUCUUCAGAUGGGGAUCUGAAGGGAACCUGUGUAGCAGGGAGCACAAACAAAUAUGCCAGUGGUGCAGGAAGUGCUAACUCUGUGACAAACAACAAAAAUAACAGCAUAUCCUACAACAAUAGAAUGCUGGAGAUUUGGAAUUUCAAUUGUAAACUUAAGACCAAAAUCUGUAAGGAGGUGAAAAAGCCUGGAAGAGAUUUCAACAUGCUUUUCAAGUACUUGGGUACUGUGCAAGGAAACUUGCACACCCGGUGUGCUUUUGUGAGAGACAUCAUUCAGGAAGCAAUGCGUUUCAAGCGGAAAUCUCUCAUUACUCUGUUAAAACAGUUCGAGGAGUCACUUUUGAAAGGAGACAGCAAAAAUAAGCAAGCAAAGUUGACUUUCACUUCAGGAUCAGUAAGGUGACAUAAUUCAUGGAUGUUGGUGCAUACUGAUAAUUAAACGAGGGCCACAUGGUAAGUUAUUCAGAGGAUAUUACAAGAUAUGGCCAGUCUGUGUGCAGGUUUGUUCAGGGAAUUCACAGGAUGAGAGAAGCCAAGAGGAAGAAAAACAAGCUUAGCCACCUGCACUGUUCGCAUUACUGGGAGAAAAAAAAGCUGUGAUAAAAUGUGCUAGCAGGUACUGACCUGCUGGUAUUCUGUGUUAAGUCUAAGUGUUCACUAACCAAGAAAGUAUAAGAUCUACAAACUCUUUUUUUUUUUUCAGCAUAAUGUGUGCAAUGGAAGAGUGCAAACAACUUGAUACCUGAGGUGAAUUUUUCCCCAGCUGAAUAUGUGACAUUUUGCACAGUUUCAUUUACCUGUGCUGCAUGCCAUUUUGUGUUAUUUUCUCUCAAAAUUAAUGAAUGCAGCACCAUCUGAGCAUAUUGUUCAGCUGGUCUGCAGGUGGACCACUUCGAAACCUGUGCUCUCCUUCAAGGUGAACAAACUGAACAGUCGUAACAAGACUAAGAAGACUUGGAUAUUGUAAUGCAGUCAUCAUGUUUACGGAACAAAGACACCCUGUUGUGUGGGUGAGCUUGUACAAACCUGAAGUCUUUCACCUAGAGAUGCUACUGCAUCAUUCUAAUUCUUGACCCCAAAGCAAGGCAGCCAUUAUUAUUUUAAUGAACUUACCUGACCCUGUUAUAUCUUGGCUUGUUAAGCACAAGACUAAAGGGUGACUUGUGGGUAGUUUACCUUAUAUAAUGACUGUUGUUACGGGUCAUUACAAGUUUAUCUGGUUGGUUGUUUUUUCUUCUUUGCCCUGCCUUUUUACUGGCUCUGGAUGUCAGACAAGUGUAUGUGCAUAUGUGUGAGAGAGUGUGUGUGUGUGUGCCAGCAUGCAGAUGGAUGGAAGUAUUGUGGAUUUUGGAUGGCAUGAAACACAUGACAAAUCAAAAUAUCAAAAUGGUAACUGCAUGAUGAUAUUAGUUGUUGUUUUUUUUAUUUAAUAUGGGUCCAUAUCAAAAACAGUCAAAAUAACAAAGCCAGCAACAAAUACAAUAAUGUAAUAAAGAAUUAAGAAAAUGCUUUUGAAAAAUAAUAGUAAUGUUUCAAGGUAAAGAAUGAUAAUGUAGAAAUAAAACUAUCCCUUCUGACACCUGACAUUUUUAACUGGAGCAAUGGGUUGCCGUACUCUAUAUGCUGUCAAUUUUUGUAUUGUAGUAAGAGAAAGGGGUAGGGGUGGCACAAGCAUAAAUGUGUAUGGAUGAAUAAAUGGCGUGCAUGUGUAUCGAUAAAAAAUGGGUGUGUGUUAUUGGGACUGAUUGAUCAUUGUAUGAACUUGUGUGUCUCGACAAAGAUAGUGAUAUGCACAUUUUUAUGUUCACGGAAUGAUCUUUAUGUGCCAAGUUAAAAGGGUAGCAGUAGAGAAUAACAUUGAAAGCAUUCCUGCUCUAGCUUAUUUUGACAUCAUGAGACAAGCUGGAAUAAACUUGUAUAAAGGCGUAUUGUACUGGAGGGGAGGAUGAAAAGCUUUAAAAAAAAUCAAAGCAAAUUACAGCAGAGAUAUUUUUUGCUGAAGUUCUUGCCCAAUCUUGUGUUAAGGUGUUGAUAACAUAAACACCAAGGUCCAGCUAAAGCAAAAAUCCUGCUGCACUGAAAAAAUUAAUUAAUUCUUGGAACUUUCUGAACUCCUUUGUAUGCUUACCAUCUGGUCUUUCAUGACAGAGAGUUUAAACAAUAGUAUAAAACUAGGUACAAUAAACAAAACCACUUCUUGACAAAACUGUCAUUUACAUUUGUUCUUUUGUUUCACAUUUAUACUUUUGCCAAGAGUUAUUUUCAUGCUGUUGCUGAAAUGACAAGUUUCAUUUUUCAUUUAUGUGGCACUCCAUUUUUUUCUUCCUAUUGUUGGUUGAUGAACUUAAGGCCUUCCGUUCACUUAGAAUAAAAGAUUCUCAUACAUUU